Cladophialophora psammophila CBS 110553 is the source of this 3651-nucleotide messenger RNA. Its product is annotated as DNA-directed RNA polymerase III subunit RPC2. Gene Ontology annotation, molecular function: DNA-directed RNA polymerase activity; ribonucleoside binding; DNA binding. Bases 1 to 3651 code for a protein of 1216 amino acids. Lineage: Eukaryota; Fungi; Ascomycota; Eurotiomycetes; Chaetothyriales; Herpotrichiellaceae. Gene Ontology annotation, biological process: DNA-templated transcription. The transcript has 2 exons. Gene Ontology annotation, cellular component: RNA polymerase III complex. The record is from RefSeq and is a predicted model, not a curated record.
AUGCCGCCCAAGAGAAAGAUCGUCCAAAAGACCACCGCAGUGCGGAAGGUGCCUGCUAGAGAUGACGCCCAUGCGGACGAGUGUGCUGCGAAGGACCCCUUGCCCGGGCGCACAUCGAAAGAACACCCCAAGCCUGAGAGACAAUCCCGCCGACCUCAUCACGCAGACAGCUUCGAUGCGGCGCUGGAGCCAUUCUACUACAACAAAUCUCUGACGGAUCCUAUCGAUACUGCACGCGACAAAUGGAACCUGCUACCUGCGUUCCUGAAGGUCAAAGGGCUCGUCAAGCAACACGUGGACUCGUUCAAUCACUUCGUCGACGUCGAGUUAAAAAAGAUCAUUGACGCUGAGCCAAUCAUUACAAGUGAUAUUGAUCCAAACUUUUACGUCAAAUAUGAAAAUAUUUACAUUGGGAAACCCUGCAGACAGGAAGAGAUGUCGGAGGUCGAGCGAAAAGUAUUCAAGGGCUCGACUGUCACCCCGAAUGAAUGUCGCCUGCGAGAUCUUACAUACGCAGCCCCAAUUCUCGCUGAUAUCCGAUAUACAAAAAUGAAGGACCCAUUUCGCGCCAAGGGCAUUCCAAUAGGACGCUUGCCAGUGAUGUUGCGGAGUAACAAAUGCGUUCUUGCCAACAAGUCGGAAGCUGAGAUGUGCGCGAUGGAUGAAUGCCCCCUGGACCCUGGUGGCUAUUUCAUUGUCAAUGGCACUGAGAAGGUCAUUCUGGUCCAAGAGCAGCUGAGCAAGAACCGCAUUAUUGUCGAGGCGGAUUCCAAGAAAGACCUGAUUACUGCCUCGGUUACUAGCUCCACCCACGCGAGAAAGUCAAAGAGCUACAUUCUGCUCAAGAAAGACCUUUUAUACAUGAAGCACAAUAUCAUCAAGGAGGACAUACCCAUUUGCGUCUUGCUGAAAGCAAUGGGUGUUUCUUCGGAUAUGGACAUGAUGGCUAUCGUUGCUGGCCCCGACCGCACCCUGCAAGACGACUUUGCAAUCAAUUUUGAAGAGACAAUCAAGCUACAAAUCCACACGCAGCAACAGGCCCUCGACUACAUCGGAGCACGCAUCAAGAUGUCUAUAAAGUCGACCCCUUUCGGACAAAGUCGCAGAAAUCAUGUCCAGGAAGCCGUUGAACUAAUCAGUACUGUUUUCAUUGCUCAUGUUCCAAUAGAAGAUCUCAACUUCAGACCCAAGGCCCUCUAUGUAGCCCACAUGGCACGUCGGGCUCUGAUGGCAAAGCGGAAUCCAGCUUUGGUCGAUGACCGAGAUUACGUUGGCAACAAGCGGCUGGAGCUCGCCGGGCAGUUACUGGCUCUGCUUUUCGAGGAUUUAUUCAAAAAGUUCAAUUACGAGGUCAAGGGGAAGAUUGACAAAGAAUUGAGGAAACAGAAUAAGACCGCCUUGGUAAACCCUGUUGCUAUCAUGGUUGGUUCAUCAGGUCAAAUUACUCAAGGGAUGAACAGAGCUAUCGCCACGGGCAACUGGAGCUUGAAGCGAUUUCGAAUGGAAAGAGCCGGUGUCACCCACCUGCUCAGUCGAUUGAGUUUUAUCGCUUCCCUCGGCAUGAUGACCCGAAUAUCGAGUCAGUUUGAGAAGACGCGCAAAGUCAGUGGCCCUAGAGCGCUCCAGCCGUCGUCGUUUGGCAUGCUUUGUCCUGCAGAUACGCCUGAAGGAGAAGCUUGUGGGCUUGUCAAAAAUCUAGCUUUGAUGACGCACAUCACAACGGACGACGAAGAAGCACCGAUCAAGCGGCUAAUCUUUAUGCUAGGUGCUGAAGAUAUAGUCACUGUUGGCGGGUCAGAGCUCUAUGCUCCCGGGUCGUAUCUAGUACUGUUGAACGGCACUCCUGUAGCCACUACGCGACAGCCUUCCCACUUUCUAUCCUCGUUUCGACGACUGCGCAGAUCAGGACGAAUCUCCGAGUUUGUAUCAGUCUUCAUCAACCAUCACCACAACACAAUUCAAGUGGCAACCGACGAAGGUCGGAUAUGUCGGCCGUUGAUCAUCGUCGAGGAUAAGAAAUCGAAAGUCACCAAACGAUACUUGAAGUCUCUGAGACAGGGUUCGAUGGAUUUUGACGACUUUCUGGCACGCGGCCUCGUUGAAUACUUGGACGUCAAUGAAGAAAAUGAUAGCAAUAUCGCCAUGUAUGAAUCCGACAUCAGCGCAACGACCACUCAUUUGGAAAUUGAACCUUUCACGAUUCUUGGUGCAGUCGCUGGACUGAUUCCAUACCCUCAUCACAAUCAAUCACCCCGGAACACUUAUCAAUGCGCCAUGGGCAAACAAGCUAUCGGUUUCAUUGCGAACAACCAGUUCUUAAGGAUUGACACGCUGCUUUAUCUCAUGGUCUACCCUCAGAAACCCCUUGUGAAGACGAGGACCAUCGAAUUGGUCAAGUACGACAAGCUUCCUGCUGGCCAAAACGCAACAGUCGCUGUCAUGUCAUAUAGCGGUUACGAUAUCGAGGAUGCAUUAGUGCUCAACAAAGCAUCGGUGGACCGUGGCUUCGGUCGGUGCCAGGUCCUUCGCAAAUAUCCUGUCGCCAUCAAGACUUAUGCGAAUGACGCUCACGAUGCGGUCUACCCUCCCUCCAGGAAUAAUGACGGCACGAUAGCCAAGGGUCAUGCUCUCCUUGACGCAGACGGCGUCGCACGUGUCGGUGAGAAAGUUAGUAGUGGCGAGAUCUACAUCAACAAGUAUGUACCGAGAAACGCCAACUCUUCGGGCUUGUCAGAGAAUGGAUCUGAAAGCCCCCGCACCUUUGGGAUGGACCCACAACCACAGAAAUAUCGUCUCCCAGACCCCAGUUACAUUGACAAAGUGAUGGUGACUGAGCUGGAAUCUGGUAAUCAAAUCAUCAAGGUGCAGACGCGGCAGACGAGGGUCCCAGAAGUUGGCGACAAGUUUUCUUCCAGGCACGGGCAGAAAGGUGUUGUGGGAAUCAUUGCAGAGCAGGUCGACAUGCCAUUCUCAGAUCUAGGCAUCACGCCAGACAUCAUCAUGAACCCGCACGGCUUCCCCUCUCGAAUGACCGUGGGAAAAAUGCUGGAGCUCGUUUCUGGCAAAGCUGGUAUCCUGAAAGGCAAAUUCGAGUACGGCACUGCAUUUGGUGGUAGCAAGCUCGAAGACAUGUCCCGGGCUUUGAUUGAAGCAGGAUACAGUUAUGAUGGCAAGGACUAUCUCACUUCUGGCAUCACAGGUGAACCCCUACCUGCUUACGUCUUCAUUGGACCCAUCUACUAUCAGAAACUCAAACACAUGGUUCAAGACAAGAUGCAUAGUCGGUCUCGUGGUCCUCGAGCCAUUUUGACGCGUCAGCCCACCGAAGGGCGAUCCAGAGACGGAGGUCUGCGGUUGGGAGAAAUGGAACGUGACUGCCUGAUCGCAUACGGAGCGUCACAGUUGCUGCGCGAGCGACUGAUGCUAUCGAGCGAUCAGCACCAAGUAGACGUCUGUGAAUCUUGUGGCUUCAUGGCGUUUGCACGAUGGUGUCAGCGAUGCAGUAAAGCAGGCGAAUCGGGCUCGAACGUGGUCAGGAUGACGCUGCCGUACGCAUUUAAACUAUUGCUGAAUGAAUUGGGCAGUAUGAAUGUCAAUACGAGAUUGAUUGUGUCGGAUGAGUUCCCUUCCGAUGGUUCGAGGAGGGCUUGA